Molecule: messenger RNA, 2349 nt
Organism: Fusarium pseudograminearum CS3096
Lineage: Eukaryota; Fungi; Ascomycota; Sordariomycetes; Hypocreales; Nectriaceae
Exons: 6
Coding region: 1-2349 (782 amino acids)
Source: RefSeq, a predicted model, not a curated record
AUGACUGACCCCAAGCGUGGAAACUACAUCGACCUCAACCAGACACUAUGGUAUCGGCAGUUCAUUAGAGGCUAUAAUACUGAGACGAAGAACCCGUAUCCAGACAAAGACACUCCAGCUACUGAAGCCCAGCUCGACAAUGACUUUGUUGACUUUUGGGGUAAAAGAUUGCGGGCUGAUCCAAAGUUCAGACAGCACAACACGUACAAUGAACUGAUGACAGAGUUUUGGGACGAUCCCAACAUCAUCCUGCAGACGUAUGCUGUCGCAGAUGGUCAAACGGUUCCCAAAUACAAGCAGAAAGACUGGUUCCGAUCGGAGCUUCGCUUCAUCUCCAUUCUCUUCCCAGCUGAUGCGAACCACAAGAAAGAUACCAAGACCCCGGUUGCUUCCGUGUCCUGGGCGCCAUGGUUUGUCAUGGUUGCUGCAUCCGCCGACAUCCACUCUGAGAAAGACAUUUUGCAUAUCAUGAGUUGGUCGCGCAAUGACGGCCAAUUCAGAUACUAUGCUCGUGAUCUUAUCAUGAAUGAUGAUGUUAAAGGGCAACAUGGUUGGGUCUACCUUUGCUCUUCCAUGGAUGCAUUCGAUGCCCCAGGAAAAGCAUACCUAGGUCCUCUAAACGGCCAUGUCAACGGAGGUAUCGUCAUGAAAGAGAUCCACAAGCCAUGGAUGCACUGGUUAGUCGGUGGUCGAGGCAUGACAGAGAUGCUGAAGCCUGAGCUUGUCAAGGAACUCAUGGAGGCUCCAUGGCUCACUCAUCCUGGCUUUCCUCCUCUCUACGGAGCAAGUGUGCAAUCUGGAGAGACGAUGGAGAGAAUCGUGCUUGACUCUCUUCGUGUUUGGUUCUCCAGCCGACGCAACAAGGACUUCAUGGCUCAAGACGGUAAAACAGAGGAGUGUCCCCGCAAUGUUCAACGAUGGGCAGCACACUUUUUUCUGUCAACAAAUAUCAACAUUGCCGCCUCACCCAGCAAGGCGAGGGUGGGUUCUGCCCCGAGCAACGACAACAUUAUUCCUUCGGAUCAUUUCUUCAACUAUGAAAUGUUAAGAGGGUAUAGCGAGCUUCUACCUAACCGAAACUUGCAUGACGCAGCGUGGCUGAAAGCUCACAUCUUGGACGAAACUCCAACCGCUUUGACUACCUGGAACGAGAGCAAUUUUCCAAACGACAAGAGUCAGUACUAUACCCAAGAAGAUUGGUUCCAAAGCUAUACCAUCCCAAAGUUCGCCUAUGAUGGACCCUCUUACCUCUGGGCUUCUCGAGAGCUGAAGCUUUGCACUUUGCAAGAGAUAAGCGACCCGGAGAAGGCCCAGCUCAUUGUCCCAACCAAAACUUUAGCAGGCGGUAUAAUGAUGGGCACUCUUGAGAAUGGUCAUGAGGACAUUAAUGGUGGAAAGCAAGUCAACUUUGCUGUUCAGCAGUGGGGUGAGGGAGAUAACCCCUGGGUCAUUCUUCAAAGUUCUGUCGAUGAUGCGAUGGGCGUGUGGAUGGCGCAGAAAAUGUUCUUGGGGGAUGACAAGGAAGCUGCACGAUGCCAGCUAUUCUCCGAGGCCACAUUCAAUGCGCUCCAGAUGGUUGAUUUCUGGAACCCUAUCUAUUCCUGGAGACGGCUUAAGCUUAUGCAGUACAUUCCUGUCGAAGCUAAGCUUGUUGAUACACCUACUGUCGAUCCUGUCACCGGUGAAAACGUCUUUACCUACGACCUGGAAAGUAACUUCAUCGCUGCCAUCAAACAGAGAAUGGACGGCAGGGGCAACUUGGAGGAUCUUCAGGAUGAGUGGCCAGAGGCCGAGUUCCUGUGCAACUUGGAGAAGCCUCUUAUCGAGCAUCAGAUUCGCAUUUCCAACUACACCAACGCAGUUGCCAACAACCUCGGUGAUUCGAAGUGGAUCCUGGAGUACCUCAAGCUUGCUGAGUCUCGACGUCGCAUGUUCAGACCCAUGCCUAUGAACUUCUUUGGAAGCAACAUUCCUUAUUGUCUAGCCAUGACAGUUGACCACCCAUGGCAAGAGAUGACAGAGGAAGGCAAAGUACGAGACAUACCCAAGGAUGGCGUCGAUAUUCUUAAAGUUUGGCUUGGUUCGUUAGCGGGUAACGAUCCCAACAUCAUUCCUACCAAGUUCAAAGGUCUCAAGCAUCUGAGCGAGUUCACAGACGCUAUUCAGGACAGGCUCGACAGUGACGUGCCUGGAUUGCCUGUCGUGCUUUUGCCCAGACCAUCUACGAUGCGCAUGGCUUGCCAACGCUCGAUCGCUAUGACCAACCCAGAGACAAAAGAGCGACCCCAUAGCUGUCCUUUCUUGGCAGAGAAGCACUCUGCUUCUAUUCAUACAGCGGUAAAAGUUUGA